GGAUCCUCUUGCUACCAUCCUCCUCAACAACCCACGUCCUCUGCGUCGCCGUGAGGACAGAUUGCGACAGACAGCUCUUCGACGAUGAGGUGGUUCAGAAGUGCUGUACGAUGCUCCACACCCUUCGUCUUGCUAUGGCUACUGCUCGCGAUGCUGGAAGGAACACUCGUGGACGCGAGGGGAGAACAGCAGGAAAGCAUAACGGCGGUGUGCGUUGCAUGGGAAGGCACAAAGUGCCCGUUUACGAACACUACGAACCCCGUGACGAAGCUGUUCGACCCGAAAACCCAGACUCUGUGCAAGGCUGCUGUGUCGAUCAACGUCAAGCAAAUCGACUGGCAGAGCUACCAUUCAACAGGAAAGGGGCUGAUCCGCAGCGUGAAGAUCAACCAGAACGAGCUCCUCACGUCCUUCGUGUACCCGUCCGACUCGUAUUUGCUGGCGAACUACCCGCACUGCGACGACUGGUUUGACGUGCUGCCCCCGCAUGAAAACACCAUCCAAACUGGCCACGGCACCCAACGCUCGAUACUUCCUCUCAUCACUGAGGAUUCCGUCGAGUUUGAGAUCGAAUACGAAUGGACGGGCGACCAUUCCCAGCAACCCGUGUGCUCGUUUGGCGGUGUAUCGUACGUCGGCAUGGCUCGCAUGGAUCUGUUCUACGAAGUCCAGGACGACGAUCAUUGCCCCGGGUGGAAUGAAACGACCAACACGUGGUGUCACGGCCACGGCCAUUGCGACUGCGCCGUGACGGAAGGCGACCCGCGCACGUGCACGUGCCAGUCCGGGUAUGCGCCUCCGACGUGUGAACGGUGCCUGGACAACAAAUACGGAGACUUUUGCACCGAGACGUGCGACGUGUGCUUCAACGGUGGCGUGUGUCAGGCUGGCAUCAACGGCACCGGUGACUGUGUGUGCACAAACGGGUUCGAUCCUGCAACUCGGUGUGCGACGUGCUUGCCGCUUCAUUACGGCCCAAGCUGUCUUGCGUGCGACGAUUGCAACCACCCGCAUGGCAAUUGCAACGAUGGGAUUCAGGGAAACGGUCUCUGUUCCUGUGCGGUGGGGUAUAGCGCGACUCUGAACUGCCUCGACUGCCUCGAUUCGUUUUAUGGCCCUACGUGCACGCCAUGCAAGUCGUGCCAUGAAGGCCGGUGCAACCACGGCCUUGACGGCGACGGUCAAUGCAUCUGUCGCGACGGCUUUGACGCCGAAACCCAUUGCACAGAAUGCUCAACCAACUACUUUGGACUCAACUGCACGCGGUGUGAAUCGUGCCACGGCCGCGGCAUUUGCAACGAUACCUUGUCUGGCGAUGGUCAGUGUUUUUGCGACGCCGGGUACACGUCGGCCUCGCGCUGUGUGCUUUGCGACGACGGAUGGGACUUCAACCCGACGACCAUGAGCUGCCAAUGCGCCCCAGAGCACUUUGGACCGUUCUGUCGGUCCUGUCCGAUCUGUGCGCCUCACGGGCGCUGUAGCGCCGGCAACGAUGGCGACGGGCGGUGCAUCUGCGAUCCAGGAUGGAGUGACUCGACCAACUGCGUAACGUGCAUGAGCGGGUACUUUGGCCACGACUGCUCGAUAUGCCGGCGGUGCGGUCAAGGACGAUGCGACGAUUCAAUCCACGGCACGGGGCAAUGCAUUUGCAGUCAAGGAUACAGCAGCACCAGUGAUUGUUACAACUGUGACGAAGGGUACUUCGGCCCCAACUGCACCGCGUGCCCGCAAGACUGUGCGCACGGCACUUGUUCGAGCGGGUUACUGGGGUCUGGAACAUGCAAGUGCGACGAAGGGUGGGCAUGGUCGUCGCAGAACCCGUGUACGUCGUGCCUGCCGGGGUACAUUGGUCCCGACUGCGUGCUCUGUCCGGGGCACAUUGAGAGCGGCCUCAUGUGCAAUGGCCAUGGGGUGUGCAUCCCCCACGCGAAUCGGUCCGUCGGCAUUUGCGAAUGCGACGCUCGGUUCAGCGGCAUGGGAUGCGAAGUGUACGAGUUUCCGCUCGCGAUGGUGUGUGGCUUAGGGUUGAUCGCGCUGUCGACGUUGGGGUUUUGCAUGUGUUCGAUGCGACGCCUGGCGCGUCAAACGCAAAUCUUCCACCCCCAAGUGCUCCGCCGUGGGAGCACAUUCCCUGGGUACUUGGAGAUAUCGGACGUGAGCGACCUCGAGUUUUUCGUGUCGGCCGACUCCCGCGACUGGUUGAUACCGUUUGAAGCGUUGACGUUGCAAAAGGAAGUCGGCAAUGGCACGUCGGGUCAAGUGUUUCAGAGUUUGUACCACAGCGGCGGGGGCAACUCGGUCGUGGCCGUGAAGCGAUUGUACAGCCCCGUGACAGGUCAAGAGUACUUUCAGAGUUUUUUUCGGCGGGAAGUCAGUAUCUUGAGCAAGCUUCACCACCCCCACGUCGUGCGAUUCUACGGCGUCAGCUACUACAGCCGCAUCUUGUACAUUGUUACCGACUUCUGCCAAACAAGUCUGAGCCACUUGAUCGAGAACCCGGCGACGAAAGGGCCGUUCGAGCCGUCCUUCUUCAUGAAAGUUGUGGUUCAAAUCACGAGCGGCAUGGGCUUCCUCCAUAGCCGUAAUGUCGUUCAUCGGGACCUGAAGCCGGCCAACGUGUUGCUGACGGACACGGACGACGUCAACAUUUGCGAUUUUGGACUGUCGAGGUUGAUCGACCCGGAAACGACGUCGAUGACUGCCGAGGUCGGCACGCCGAGUUAUAUGGCUCCAGAAAUGGCCACCAUGGGCGGCACACAGUGCUCCACCAAGGGUGACGUGUACUCGUUUGGUAUCUUACUCUACACGAUGUGGUCGCGCAGCAAGCCGUACGGAGACCAAGGGAUGAAUCCGUUUCAACUGAUGACGGCAGUCGUGAACGGAUUGAGGCCCGUGAUCCCCAUCAAUUGCCCCCCCGGGCUCGAAAACCUCAUGAAGAGCUGCUGGGAUGCCAACCCUGGGGCGCGUCCAAGUUUUCCAGAAAUUUCGCUGCAGCUCCAGGAUCCUGCCAUCCUGGAAUGCCCUCCGGCCACCGACUUUCCGUCGUCCGCAGAAGAGCGCCCGCUGUCAAGUCGAUUUCGAGUCAACAGUCGCGACCACUACGUCGACCCGACAAACUAUGGUAGCUGCAACAACACGCAGGACUGAUCCAUGGCACCACAUAGAGCACACUUGUAGGACGAGAACGAAAGGACGACACGCGUAGGACUAUUUUAUUCAACGAAAAACCUUCCGUUGGAGGGAAUUGUACACUGCCGUGGCCGUCCUGCGUGCGUGAAUAGUAGUAGCCUCGA
Molecule: messenger RNA, 3293 nt
Organism: Aphanomyces invadans
Lineage: Eukaryota; Oomycota; Saprolegniomycetes; Saprolegniales; Verrucalvaceae
Product: TKL protein kinase
Exons: 7
Coding region: 85-3147 (1020 amino acids)
Biological process (GO): protein phosphorylation
Molecular function (GO): protein kinase activity; ATP binding
Source: RefSeq, a predicted model, not a curated record